AAGAAUGAUGAAAGUGAAUGAAUGAGUUAGUGGAAGAAUCUUCAAUAUUUCUGUGCCAAUCUCCGCACACGUAAACCCGCACUGCACUCCCACACACACACGAAACCAACUCCCUCGCACACACUUCCUCCUCCUCUUCUUCUUCUUCUUCUUCUUCUUCUCCUUUUGCUGAAUUUCAGUUUUAAUCCCCAAUCUCAAGGUACAAAUCUCCAUCGCGAUUUCGUACUCAUCAGUUACUUCAUAUCUUCGUUUUAUUGCUUAAUUUGCAGCUCAACUAUUCAAUUGUGAAAAGAUGCGCCCAAUGCCAAUAGUUAUUUUUGGAUGCUGGAGAUAAGGGACGAUGGGAGGUUGUUGCUGUUGUGCUUCCAAGGAGACUGUAUUGAGCGCUCCACCUGCUUACUAUUAUUACCCAAGAGCAUCAGAGGAGCAUGUUCCAUUGUCCUCUCACCAGGGUGUUCCCUCUGCUUUCUCUGGAAGGCUAUUGGUUGAUACUAAUCUAGAUACUUCGAGUCCUGAUACUUAUAGACCACCUGCUGCUCCUAUUCCUUUCAAUGUGACGUUUGGUGCCACUCAGACUACACCUGUGGCUCAAGAAAUUUGUUGCGACAAGAACAAUACAUCCUUGCUUUCUUCAGAUUCUAACUCAGUUCAAGAACCAUCCGGAGACGAUCACGGAACCUCACCUAAGUCGGAAGAAUUGAAGGAAUCAGACUGCAAAGUUCAGACUGAUUUAGAACUAGACUCAGCAAAGGAUUCUGAUAUUGAACUUUCAAAGUUGGGAGAACCUAUAAAUUUAGUAGAAGAGGAAGAUACGUGCCCAAUAUGUUUAGAAGAUUAUGAUGCUGAGAAUCCAAAACUGGACACAAAAUGUGACCAUCAUUUUCACCUUGCUUGCAUUCUGGAAUGGAUGGAAAGAAGUGAAACUUGUCCUGUUUGUGAUCAGGCUAUGGUCUUCAGCCCUCCCCAUUGAAUAGUACGCAUCUUUGGUAUCAAAAUCAGAGUUCAAAUAUACUGCGUGAUAGUUUUCGAGAAGAAAGGUUACAAAAUCAUACUAGUCUGGCAAGCUGAGCAUAUGGCGGCAUUUUGAUUGUUUGGUUUUCUGCAUUUCAUUGGGGUUUAUUACAUUUUUCAUGAAGAGUUCCUUGUGUUGGUUUCAAGAAUUAAGGAGAGUAGAAUGUUCACAUUGUAUAUUUUUGAAUUGAAAUGUUAAAAGUUAUAUCAAGAUACCUUUGUAUAGAUUUAAUUAGAGAAGUGUUAUUGCAAAACAUAAUGAUUUUUCGUUCUUCACUUGCUUUAGGCUUAGACAUUUGUGAAAGAAUGAUCGGACACCUUACUUAUAAUAACCACGUUAUUAUAUUGAACUAACGUGGUUUUGCAUGUAAACAUUGAACAUAAUGUAAUGACAUGAAUGAUACAGUGUGUCUGUUCGAAAACUAA
Molecule: messenger RNA, 1437 nt
Organism: Cicer arietinum (chickpea)
Lineage: Eukaryota; Viridiplantae; Streptophyta; Magnoliopsida; Fabales; Fabaceae
Product: probable E3 ubiquitin-protein ligase RHB1A
Cellular component (GO): cytosol
Molecular function (GO): ubiquitin-protein transferase activity
Source: RefSeq, a predicted model, not a curated record